GCUCGUGGUGAGCACGUGAAUGUAUCAUAGUUGGACGCGACGGAGAGGAGAGGAAAGAAAAGGGCAAGGAAGGGACCUGCAAUAAAUUCAGCCUCGCGCUCUUGGCGCCAAUCUGAUUUAAAGAGAACAAAAAGAGCUAUUUUUUUCUCCAUUUGAUGUUUUAUCAAAUUUGCGCCUACCUGCUGCUUCUUUCGCAGCCGUUGGUCGGUGCUAUAGCCAGCUAGCCUCGUUAGCACACUAUCUAUCAUUGUCAUAUUAAUCUGCCCCCCUUCUGUAGUGGAGAUUCUAAUAACUCAGCAACAGCAAAGCACAGGGACAAUAGAGGUGUGUUUCUCCUGGGGGAUUGAUAAAACACCGCUGCAAAAAUGGGGAGAAAGUCCAACAGAGCAAAGGAGAAGAAAGCCCGGCGUCUGGAAGAGAGGGCAGCUAUGGAUGCCGUGUGUGCCAAGGUGGACGCAGCCAAUAAGCUUGAUGACCCACUGGCUGCCUUCCCAGCCUUCAAGAAGUACGACAGAAAUGGGCUGAACCUGCAGAUAGAGUGUAAGAGAGUGACCACCCUCAACCCGCUGUCUGUGGAGUGGGCCUUCGAACUCACCAGAGCCAACAUGCAGACACUGUACGAGCAGAGCGAGUGGGGUUGGAAGGAGAGGGAAAAGAGGGAGGAGAUGAACGACGAGAGGGCGUGGUACCUACUGGCCCGCGACGGCGAGUCCGCCCCUGUGGCCUUCUCUCACUUCCGAUUCGACGUGGAGUGUGGGGAGGAGGUUUUAUAUUGCUACGAGGUGCAGUUAGAGAGCAGAGUGCGGAGGAAAGGACUGGGAAAGUUCCUCAUCCAGAUACUACAGCUCAUCGCUAACAGUACACAGAUGAAGAAAGUGAUGUUGACAGUUUUCAAACACAACCAUGGGGCUUACCAGUUCUUCAGAGAAGCUUUACAGUUUGAGAUCGAUGAGACUUCGCCAAGCAUGUCCGGUUGCUGCGGCGACGACUGCUCUUACGAGAUCCUCAGCCGGCGGACCAAACACGGCGAGGCCUCGGCAGGACACACCCACGGGGGUGGGCACUGCGGGGGUUGCUGCCACUGAGCCGCUCCAGUUCUACCUUUUUUUUCUUUCUUUUUUUUUUUUUUUUUCUGAUUGGUUAAAAACCAGCAACUUACAUGGCUGUGUGUGAAAGCUUGAGCUGCCUCCUAUUCUGCAAGCGUUUUGAGUUUGACCGGCUGUAGAGUGCCGUUUUAAAAAUGAACCAAUUGUGGAAUAUCUGGCUACAGAUGUUGGGUGUCGCAUUAUGGAUUGAGAUUUGUUUUUUUUUUUUUUUUUGUGUAUUCCUGCUCCUUUCACACAUGGCUCCUGUUCUUUCUUACUUGUUGGUUCAAUGUCCAAGCCAUCUUUUCUCAUUCUCUUAUCCCAGUUAAUGAUGACAAUUAGUAUUCCCCAGUCAAGAAAAAGCUAAGGCAUUGCUGACACACUCUACCAUUGCAAUGAACCUCAUCCCACCCUGCUGUCAUCUCCUCACAUGCUGUACUGUAUUCAAACCUGCUGCAGCGCUUCUUAAACUAUGGCUUGGGACCUGGCCUAAGGCUGUAUUAUAGAAACUUCCUACCUCAUGUCAAGAUUUCAUAGUACCUUUUUUUUUUUUUUUUUUUUUUUUUUUUUUUUCAAAAAAAAUCAUGCCCUCACUCAAAUGACUAUGUAUAGUAAGCAGAUGAGAAGAGCUAGUCAGUUUCUGUUAUACAGCCCCUGCUUUCUUUGGGCCCUCGCACUGAGACUACCAGCUGGUUUCACUGAACCAGGGUCUCUGGAUUAGGCUGAAUGUACUCACAUUUGGGUCCCAGAAAAACAGUCCAAGGAGCCCUGCUGUACUGUAAAAUCACCUGUUAUAUGCACGUAUGGCUUGUUAAUCUUUUUUGUAACAAAAUCACUGCAUCUAGCAGCAACUGCACAUACCGGCCCUUUAUACUACCGUUCCUCUUAGCACCACCCGUCUUCUCUAUUCAGGCGAUACCUUUUAUCUAUAGGCCUCUCCCCUGCUUUUGAAGGCAAGGGGUUUUAAAUCCAUGAAGUCACUCGCUUGCUUUCUUCCCACUUUCUUUUUCUUGUUUCCAUGCUUCAUUUCUUUUAAAUUUCAGCCGCCUUCCCUUUUUCCUGUCCUAUCCACCUCUGUUCUCCCUCCAUGUCUGAAAGGUGGCAAACAAUGACCGCAGACCCCUUCAUGCCGCUCCCCCCUUUUUGUCCUCUUUGUACAAUUGCUCACUCCUGCUCGCCUUUUCAUUCACUUUUUUUCAAAGAGGUACUAAUGAUAAACAAGCUAAUGUUGACCAUACUUUUUUUUUUUUUUUAAGCUGUAUUUAAAAAAAAAAAAAAAAAAAUACUACAACCAUCCUCCAUCCCUUCUCUUACACAUUUUGUUAGCAUGAGCAAAUCAUAUUGAUUUAACAUGGAUGAGGAUUGGUAUAAAUCACCGGUUCAUCACGUGGCCAUCUGAAGCUGAUGAACGCCAUUAACUUGGAGGAGGGAAUACAGAUUAGAUGGAUGGAUGAUAGUGUUUUUUUAAUAGGUUAUUCUUCUUCUCAGUCAUCACCUGUUUUACCAGCCCAAUGUCAUUAGCUUGUAUGACAAAAAAAACAACUUUAGAAAGGUUAAACAAAACUUGUGAUUGAUCAUGAUUGUUCAACAGCUUCUGAACCUUGAACACUCAUCUAAGAUCCUCAUGUUGGUCUAAUGGCAUUACUUCAAUAUUUCAUACCAUCUCAUAUGAGCAUCAGUGCAUGUUAGAAGUAUGUGAUGGGGGAUGUUGAUGUGUACUCUACACUCCAUUCUCUCAAAGUUGGUCCAGAAUAAUCUUACUGUUGAGAUUCUUGUAGGAGUCCCACUUUGGAUUUUAGAUACCACGUUACUAGUCAAUGUAGAAAGGCUUCGAUCUGGUUGAUUCCAUAUCUGUUUACAAAACCUUCAGGGUAUUAUUGGACCGUUUUGAGUGCUAGCCGGCUAUAGCCCUAAUCUAGAAACCACCAUAAAACCCUUUAAUUCCAGGACUGUAGUCAGUGUGUACAUAUUUUAUUUGUGGGCUGGAAGUGUCAAAAGAUAUUACUUCACACUGUUGUGGAUGUAAAGAUUCCUCUAUCUAGUGUGGCUGUGAAGGGCUUCAAUGAGUAAGUUUUGAAAUGUUGAUCUAAAACUGGCCAUAUUAAGGCCCGGUUUGGAGAUUUCAUACAGCUGAACGCCUGGUCAAAGUAUGUGAAACAGGGGAGACUGAAAUGUGAAGUUGACAGACACUCGUACACUUUGAUGCUAUAAUAAUCUGUUACGAUAGAACAAAAUGGUAUGCGUCACCAAAAAAAACACACACACACAUCUCUUUUGGAUGACCAAGUCCAGAUCCUGGAGUAAAGGUUUCUGGUUGUUUCCAGACUGAGUAGAGACAAAAAAAUAUUCAGCACCUGGGGAGGACAUAUUGGUGUCUCAUGCUUGUUUGAUCAUGAACAACACAACCGUUCUAGCCUACCUUCUGAUAAGUACAGCAAGUCAUUUUUUUUGUACUGCAUAGGUUACAAUACAAAGGAUGUUGUACAUAGUGGUAGUAUAUCAACCAACUGACAGCCUCUCUCUCAGGUUAAUCAAACAUAUUCAAACCUCAUCUGUUUUAUUACCAUGCUCGCUGGGUAGGAUUGGUCACAGCUCUGAACUAGAGCCAGUUUUUGUUUGUGUGUCAUGCCAUAGUAGUUAAAGAAACUGAUCUGCAGAACACUGUUCAGGAGGGGAUUUUUUUUUAAGACUACAGUGUGUUAACAGUAAAAGGAAAAACUUCCUCUCUCGCCUUGGAAAUGUGAAUAUGACACGAAGUUUGAACUGGCCCUAGAUCAGUGCUCAGUUCUUACAUAAAAUCCAGAUAGGUUGGCUGUUUUAAAAAAAAAAAAAGAAGAAAAAAGCUCACUGAAAGUAAAAAAUGCUUUUGUGAAAAUAUCUUUAAGUUUGUAAGUGAGCCUAAACUUAACCCGUUUAUUUUAAGUCAUUAAGUACUUUUAAUUUAGAAAAUGGUCACAUACCCUCACAAAACCACAGAUCCUUGUCUUGGUCUUUUCUCUGUGUGUAUAUAUAAACUGAUGUGGAUCCAUCAUCAUUUUCAUUUCUUGGCCUUUUACAGGUAAAACACUUUUAAACAUGAUGUUAAAAGUAAACUCCAUGUUUGAGAGUGUGUGUUACAGUCCUGUCCAUAAACGACAAUGAAAGGGAAAACUAAGUCAUUCUGCCUUGUGUUUUAUUUGUAUGUUACAAAUAAAGGAAAGUUGUUUGACUUUUCAAGA
Messenger RNA from Etheostoma spectabile (orangethroat darter), 4303 nucleotides. RefSeq names its product N-alpha-acetyltransferase 40, NatD catalytic subunit (gene naa40). The record is from RefSeq and is a predicted model, not a curated record. Gene Ontology annotation, molecular function: protein N-terminal-serine acetyltransferase activity; histone H4 acetyltransferase activity; histone H2A acetyltransferase activity. NCBI's taxonomy places the organism in Eukaryota, Metazoa, Chordata, Actinopteri, Perciformes, Percidae. Bases 366 to 1085 code for a protein of 239 amino acids. The transcript has 8 exons. Gene Ontology annotation, cellular component: nucleus.